Molecule: messenger RNA, 822 nt
Organism: Oncorhynchus mykiss (rainbow trout)
Lineage: Eukaryota; Metazoa; Chordata; Actinopteri; Salmoniformes; Salmonidae
Product: fast myosin light chain 2
Molecular function (GO): calcium ion binding
Source: RefSeq, marked provisional
GCGGCUUCACAUCAGUCUCUUCUCUUGUUGACCAUCCAAACCUCCAUACACACCGUCUCGAGAUGGCACCCAAGAAGGCCAAGAGGAGGGGAGCAGCAGCAGAGGGCGGUUCCUCCAACGUGUUCUCCAUGUUUGAGCAGAGCCAGAUCCAGGAGUACAAGGAGGCUUUCACAAUCAUUGACCAGAACAGAGACGGUAUCAUCAGCAAGGAUGACUUAAGGGACGUGCUGGCCUCAAUGGGCCAGUUGAAUGUGAAGAAUGAGGAGCUGGAAGCCAUGGUCAAGGAGGCCAGCGGCCCCAUCAACUUCACCGUCUUCCUCACCAUGUUCGGAGAGAAGCUCAAGGGGGCUGAUCCCGAGGAUGUCAUCGUUAGUGCUUUCAAGGUCUUGGACCCCGAUGCUACCGGUUUCAUCAAGAAGGACUUCCUUCAGGAGCUCCUGACCACUCAGUGCGACAGGUUCUCUGCAGAGGAGAUGAAGAACCUGUGGGCUGCCUUCCCCCCAGAUGUGGCCGGCAACGUAGACUACAAGCAAAUCUGCUACGUCAUCACACACGGAGAGGAGAAGGAGGAGUAAUGAAACAGACAGAAGAAAAGAAAACAGCCUCCCUUGUCAUUCUACCUUCCUGCUCCUCUCUUCUUCCUUCUAUUUUCUCAUACCUUCAUUCUCUUUAUGUGUACUCAUGUGCUCUGUCUCUCACUCACACAAAUUCUCUAAAAGACUUGUCUCCACUCAAGACAUUUGUGUGAGAGCGGGUGCUCAUGGGUUGUCUAUGUUUGUUCGUGGGGAUAUGGGAUUAUUUUCAAUAAAAAUGAUCUUUUAA